Messenger RNA from Papaver somniferum (opium poppy), 810 nucleotides. RefSeq lists its product as uncharacterized. Bases 1 to 810 code for a protein of 269 amino acids. Gene Ontology annotation, molecular function: nucleic acid binding; RNA-DNA hybrid ribonuclease activity. Lineage: Eukaryota; Viridiplantae; Streptophyta; Magnoliopsida; Ranunculales; Papaveraceae. The transcript has a single exon. The record is from RefSeq and is a predicted model, not a curated record.
AUGUGUGUCUUCUGUAAUAGUGUUGUUGAAUCUACUUAUCACCUCUUUUUUGAUUGUGAUUAUGCAAAGGAAGUUUGGAGUCUUCAGCCAAUGGCCUCACAGGGAGUAACUCAAACUUUAAACUCUCAUAAUACUUUCUUGCAUAAAUAUAAUGAAUGGAUAGCAUGUGAUAUUAAUUCAAUCUCAAAGGCUCCUGUUGCAACCAAAUGUUGGUUUAUAUGGAAAGAGAGGUUUCUUAAAAUCUUUGAGGAUAAAUCUAUAACUCCUGAACAACUUGCCUUGGAUAUAACACGUCAUUAUGAUUACUGGCAUCUAACACGUCUGCAUACUUUGGCCCAAUCACAAGUCAGACACAUAAAACCGAUACCUUACUGGAAAUUCCCAGAAGUGAACACUGUUAAGAUAAACUGUGAUGCUUCUUGCAUUUCUGAAAAUACUAAUGCAGGUUUUGGAUUUGUGAUUCGCAACCGGACAGGAACUUUAAAAGCAGCAGAAUCAGUAAUCUUCAGAACUUCCACUGCUGAAGAAGCAGAAGCUCUAACUCUCCUGCAAGCUACAAAUUGGGCCAUCACAAACAACUUACAACAUCUGGUCAUUGAGGGAGACAAUCAAGCAAUCAUAAAGCAUUUACAAGGAAAAGAUUCAACAAUCCCAUGGCAAAGUCUGGCAAUAUUGGAGGAAGUCAGGAAACAAACAGCAAACUUAACACACUUUUUGGGUUUCAAUUUCGUUGACAGAAAAGCUAACAAAGUAGCUGACCUCUUAGCAAAGAAUGGGAAGAAGAACAUUAGACAUCAGCCUUGGCUAUAA